AUGAUUCUUCUUACUGUGCUGUUCCUUUGCAUCAUUUCCACCUACUCAGCUUCUGUUAAAGGGCACACCACUGGACCAAGCUUAAAUAAUGACAAGCUAUACAAAUUUGAUUACUCAGCUGAAGUGUAUGUUGAUUCAGUGAAAGCAUCACUGCAGAAAAGUGCAGGGUACCGGUUUUCUUCUGGUGUGGAUGUCAACCUUCUGUGGAGAAAUCCUGAAAAUGAUGAUGACCAGCUGGUCAAAAUUACGAUAAGGGAUGUUCAAGUUGAAACUGUGAAUGAACGUCCAGCUGAUAAAAACAUCUUCAAAGGAAAAAGCACAGAGAAGAUCAUCGGGAAGAAAUAUCUGGAAGCUUUGCAGAGGCCCAUCGUUGUUGAGCUAGCCCGUGGAAAAGUCAAAAACUUCUACUCCUAUCAAAAUGAACCAGUUUUUACUCAGAAUAUUAAGAGAGGUCUGGCUAGCCUUUUCCAGCUCCAGCUGCACUCUGGUUCUGCCUCUGAGGUGGAUGUUUCUGGUAAAUGUGAUACUACUUACAACGUGCGGCAAGAUCAAGUGACUAAAAUAAAAGCCCUGGACUCCUGCGAGAGAGAAAAGCAUGGAUUUACCAGCCACAACCCGAUUUUAGAUGUCAGUUCAAAAUCCACAUCUGCCACAACUUAUGUGCUGGAAGACAGCUUCAUUAAAUCUGCUAAGGCGGAAGAAAAUUAUGUUUUUAUUCUGAAUGCCCGACGAAAAACAGGUGCCAAAAUAGUUUCAAAGCAGAGACUGGAACUGAAGUCAGUACAAGCUGGCCCUGGACUGAUCGCUGGGAAGCAAGUCGCUGGUGUUAUCAAGACCUUAGACUCCAGCUACGUUGCUGUGUCACUAGUAGCAGAACCAGUCAAAUCUGAAUGCAAAAAGUGCCCUUCACUUUCUGAACACUGGAAGAGCAUCAGAGAACAUAUGUACCCUGAAAAACUUUCCAAUCCUGAAGCAGUAAGAAGCUUUUUGUCCUUCAUUAAGAACACCAGAAAAGCCACAAAAGAAGAGAUACUGCAGAUUCUUAGAAGUGAAAAGAAAGAAGUUCUUCCGCAGAUGAUGGAUGCUGUAACCUCUGCUCAGACUCCAGCAUCACUGGAGGCUGUGCUGGACUUUCUGGACUUUAAGGAUGCAAGCACUUCUAUCCUGCAGGAGCGAUUCCUGUAUGCCUGUGGAUUUGCUUCUCACCCCAGUGAAAUGCUCCUGAAAUCUUUAACUGAUAAGUUUAAGGGUGACAUUGCAAAUGAAGAAAUCAGAGAAACUGUAGUCAUUAUCAUGGGAGCACUCAUCAGAAAGCUGUGUGAGAGAGAUGGCUGCAAGCUUCCGGCUGUUCUGGAAGCCAAAAGGUUGAUUCUAAAUAGACUAGAGAAGGCUAAGAAAGAUGACAAUGUGAAGAUGUACUUGCUGGCACUGAAGAAUGCACUCCUUCCUGAAGCAAUUCCACUGCUUCUGAAGUAUGCUGAGUCAGAAGGGCCCAUCAGCAAUCUGGCUGCCACUGCCUUACAGAGAUACAAUCCUUCUUUUCUCACCAAAGAGGUGAAGGAAACCAUGAACAGGAUAUACCACCAGACUCGCAGAGUCCAUGAAAAGACGGUGCGGACCACUGCAGCUGCUAUCAUCUUAAACAGUAACCCAUCCUACAUGGAAGUGAAAAACAUCCUGCUCUCCAUUGGUGAACUGCCUCUGGAAAUGAGCAAGUACAUGCUCGCCAUGAUCCAAGAUAUACUUCAAUUUGAGAUGCCUUCCAGCAAAAUAGUUCGCAAGGUUCUGAAGGACAUGCGCGCUCACAACUACGAUCGCUUCUCCAAGGCAGGCUCCUCCUCUGCCUACUCCGGCUAUAUCAUACGUGGUCCUGAUGUAACAUCCACAUACAGCCUUGACAUCCUCUAUUCAGGCUCUGGCAUUUUGAGGAGAAGUAACCUGAACAUCCAUAUUUUUGACAGAAAAAGUGAGCUUCAUGCCAGCCAGGUGGUAAUUGAAGCUCAAGGUCUGGAGUCCAUAAUAGCUGCAACUCCUGAUGAAGGCGAAGAAAACUUGGACUCCUUUGCUGGCAUGUCAGCCAUUCUGUUUGAUGUCCAAAUCAGGCCAGUUACAUUUUUCCAAGGCUAUGGUGACUUAAUGUCUAAAAUGUUAUCAGCAACUGGAGAUUCCAUGAACGUGGUGAAAGGACUUAUCCUCCUGACAGAUUAUUUACAGGAGAUUCAGCUGCAGUUUGGGCCAAGUGCCAGCGUGGAGUUCCUGGGAGGCCUGGCCAUUGACAUCUCAGGAGGGAUGGAGUUCAGCCUGUGGUACAGAGAAUCCAAAACUAACGUCAAGAACCGGGUAGCCACAUUUCUAUCUGGUAACAUUGAGGUGGAUUCCUUCUUUGUAAAAAGUGGUGUGGAAACCACUUUGGAAAUAGAAACAUCAUUAGACUUCAUCUCCACGGUGCAGUUUUCACAGUACCCAUUUUUAGUCUGUAUGCAGAUGGACAGAGUUGCGUCUCCACUCAGGCAUUACGUGACCAAGUACGAGAGCCUGCCCUCCGGCCGGCGCUACACUGCCAGGGCAGGGAAGGCAGUACUGCUGGCAGGUAACGAGUACCCUCUCCACCAGGACAACUCCAACAUGUGCAAUCAGGUUUUCAGCGCAAAGUCCGAGUCCUCCAGCAACUGGUUUUGA
Indicator indicator is the source of this 2679-nucleotide messenger RNA. It is a transcript of the gene MTTP, whose product is annotated as microsomal triglyceride transfer protein. The record is from RefSeq and is a predicted model, not a curated record. Gene Ontology annotation, biological process: lipoprotein metabolic process; cholesterol homeostasis; lipid transport. Gene Ontology annotation, cellular component: endoplasmic reticulum; basolateral plasma membrane; Golgi apparatus. Gene Ontology annotation, molecular function: lipid binding. The transcript has 18 exons. Lineage: Eukaryota; Metazoa; Chordata; Aves; Piciformes; Indicatoridae. The coding region runs from base 1 to 2679 and encodes 892 amino acids.